AUUGGAUAUAUAAUAUUAUCCAUUAAAAUAAUGAUACUCGCGGCAUUUUUCAUUCUAUUUUGUGUGGUGUCGGAUGCUAGUGUACAUAGAUUGAACGUGCCCAGAGUUUUGUUGCCGGUAUUCAACGAUUUUGCUGUAAAUUUUACACUUGAAGUCACCGAUGGUGCUUGUUAUCAAUGGUCAACGUCACGUUUGGAUAUAAUUCAGUUAAUUCCCAUAAAUGAAAAUGUCGAACGAACAUGCUCCUCUGCUAUUUUGAUUCAAACGAUAACAAGAGAAUCUACUAGAAAUACUGCAAUAGUGUUGGCAGAAGAUGUCAAUAACGGACAAUUUUUACGAUGCGAUGUUAUAGUCGAUGCAAUUUUUUCUUUAAAUCUUGUCACAACCACGAGAGAAUUAUAUAUAGAAGAAGCGCCGGAAGCAUUCGAAGUACGAGCAUACGACGAACAAGGCAAUGAAUUUACAACUCUCGCAGGAGUUGAAUUCUUUUGGAGUAUAGAUAAUACCGAUAAAUAUAUGCUAGAUGGUAAAACACCAAACGAUGUUCUGAGAUUUAUGACUUAUCAAGAAUCGCAGUACGAAACUCCGUUGACUGUCGCUGCUUUAGACUCUGUUAGUAAGACAGGACAUAUCGUGCUGUUAGAAGGGAUAAAAACUGGUACGGCUAAGGUUUCCGUAAGAUUACCUUACCCGGAAUAUAAACAUGUACCGCCUAUAGAAGUAGAAUUGAUCGUGAUAGCCAAUUUAAUUAUCAUUCCAUCGGACAUAACAAUAAUGGCGUACGAUAGUUUUAAAUACAAAAUAAUGCAGGCUCGUCAAGGUCGUUUAGAAGAAAUAAAUCUACCGUCUAGCCAGUACUACUUGGAAGCUGAAAAUCCAGACAUACUAGAUAUCGAUAAUGACUAUGACAGCGCGUACGCUAAAUCCUUGGGUCGCACUAAAGUGUUUUUGCACGACAAAAAUGUUCGCGACGAGUAUCCUGUUAUUUUGCCAUCUGCUAUGGUCAAUGUGAACGAUGUAUCUUACAUCACGCUUGCUAUCUUGCCUAACAAAAAUUGGGGUUUAAUACUUGGUCACACCCAUGAAAUUGUAGUUGAAUUAUACAACAGUAAAGAUCACAAAUUUUACAUUGGAGAAGGUGUAGAAGUGUCGAUGAAACUGGACGAACGUUAUUUUGAACCGAAAUUGGUAACGCAAAAUGGCACUUACGUCGUCGGUGUGCCUAUUACGUGCGGGACAAUGACUAUCGAAGCUACGCUUUAUGGCAUAAUCGAUAAGUAUGGGAAAAAGGUUCCUGUCGCAUCGCGACCUACCACAAGGGCUGAGCUUUUGAUUCAUACUCCUGUCACUAUUCAGCCUAAAGUAUUGGCUGUUCCAUGGGAUUUUAAAGCCAAGUCACGGUACGACAUAGUGUUGAAAGCAAGUGGAGGUGAUGGAUCAUAUGUAUGGUCUAGUAGACAUCCAUCGAUAGUAACAGUUUCUCAGAACGGAGGGAUAAGAAUUGUAGCAACUGGUACAACCGAAAUAAGUGUUGCCAUGACAAGGAAUCAGUAUAACAAAGACACAGCAAGGGUAUACGUGUUAACGCCUUCCAAACUAAAAGUGGUAGAAUAUAGUAUGGAGGUAGCCGUAGGGGAGCCAAUUUAUCUCCACAUUGCGUUGUAUGGAAAAUUAAUUAAUGGAUCCGAUUCUAAAGAGGUACCAUUCAACGAUUGCAGAGACAUUAAUUUUGAAACGUACAUUCCGGAUAGUAAUUUUGUGCAAAACGAUAGUAAGGUCGUAGAACCCGUUGGAAUUGCGUGUGCUGUUAUAGCAAUCACUAGCAUGGAUAUAGGAACGUCUGAAGUAACAGUAGCAUACAAAGCUAAUGGUCAAUAUUUGACUGAUAAUAUCACUGUGACAGCCUAUGAACCUUUGCUCGUAAUACAUCCAAGUAGCAAAGAAAGUUUGUUAGCGGUGGGAUCUUCCAGAAAAAUAGUCUUCAAAGGUGGACCCCAUCCGUGGUCCAGUAAACCCCAGAGUUAUUUGCGAAAAAUUCAGGUAUCUGAAAGUAAGUUUGUCGAGGUAACAGAGCAUGGGGAUUCGCCAAAUGAAUUGCACAAAGUGUCAGUUUUUGAAGUAAUGUGCAAAGCUCUUGGGGAGGUGAUUUUAACAUUUACAAUUUCCAAUGUUCCUUUGCUACCAAAUUGCAAAAGCAUGUACGCGAUAGAGACUGUACGGAUUAUUUGUGGUAAACCUAGACACAUUUACCUUCAGCCUGAAUAUAAAGACAGCAAAAACUGCCCCAUCAGUCUUAAUACGGAAAGAGUAAUGGCAUACAGCGAUAAGAAUUUGAAACUCAUCACUAUAGUGAAAGAUGAGGAAGGUAGAACUUUCGAUAACAUUACAAGUUUACACAUCGAAUGGAAUUUAAAGCCUUCGUCUAUAGGUUUUGUAGAAAUAUCGCCUGGUUGCAAAGAAGAAACGUUCACGGACCUGAACGUAAUUUUACCAAAGAAUUAUUAUCAAAAUGUUAUCUUUAAAAAGCAUUCCGGUGUUCUCACUCUAACAGCUACCGUCACAGGCUAUCAGAAAUACAUUCUAAGUAAAUUAAAAAUAAUACCAGAGUGGCCGCCUUUUGCCAUUGAGACUGAAAGAAGGAUCUAUGAAACUCCACUUAUAGAGGCUUCCAUACAAAUGGUUUUAGUUAACGAUACCAGUAUUAGCCCUAGUAAAUUAAUGGUAUUGAAUGAUCCCACUGCAAAAUAUUAUUUACAAGUCAGCCAAGGUUCUGGCUACUAUGAAUUUGUGCUGAGUACAGAUGAUAUCGCUGAUGUCCGAUACAUAGAAUCGACAAAGACAAUCAGCAUUACACCAAAAACGUCUGGGGUACUUAAUUUGGCAUUGGUGGAUCUUUGUUUGCCCUCAAAAUCGGCUGAAGCUGUGAUCGAAAUACAGCAGCUUGCUGUUAUAGAAAUAGAGACAGUAAAUAAAAUUGAGAAAGGGAAGUGCGUAGUGGCUGCAUUAAAACUUUACGACACAAAUGGCCAUAUAAUAAAAUUGCCAUUUUUGAAUGUAUUAGAAUUUAAAGCAGAAGUUGAUAAUGAAUGUAUAGAAAUUAAACAACUGCCUCCUAGUGAACAUGGUACUGCCCCUUAUAAUCAAUUGUUGUAUAUGAUAUAUGGGAUGGCGGAAGGAGAGUCUCAGUUAACUUUUGUGAACAAAGGAGGUGAUAGAGAAAUACAGAGCGAGCCAGCAACUAUUCAAGUCUUCCUUCCUUUAAGAGUUUUUCCAAAGAAUUUAACGAUAUUGGUAGGCACUGUUUAUCAAGUGCAAACAAUAGGAGGACCAUCAAAUGCAGAAAUAGAAUUCUCUACUAAAAGCAAUGAUAUAUUAAAUGUCGAUCGAAAUGGUAUAUUCGAAGGAAAAUCAGUUGGGCAGACAAAGAUAAUUGUCAGAGCCAUUGGUCUUAAUGCUAAAGGCAACAAAGUCAUUUAUUCUGAGGAUUAUACUGACAUACACGUGCUAUAUCUUGAAGGCAUUAAAAUCGUCGUUCCAACAAGUAGAGUGAAAGUGGGUGCAACAUUCCCACUUUGGGCAUUUGGUAUUCCAGAGUAUUUGACUCCGCUUAUUAUAGGAUCUAUGCAAUUGCCAUUGAUCUUCAUGUGGUCAUCGAGUGAUUCUAAUUUAGUAACUUUGUAUAACAUGUACGAAGGCACAGGUAUAAAUAUCAGAUAUCAAAACGAAGUUUCUUUGAGAGCCAAAGCCAUCAGUCCUGGAUUGGCAACCAUUUAUUUAAAUGUUACAAUGCCAUGUAACAUGUUGGCUGGUUUCAAAAGUGACGUAACGUACACUACCUUUGUAAAAGUAGAGAUCUUUGAAGAAUUGCGCUUGACACAUCCAGAAUUACCUUCCAAUGUACCAGUGAUAUUAAUGUCACCGAAUUCUGUUUUGAAAUUGCAAACAAAUCGUGACAAGCAUGGCUCCACUACUUACAAAGUGUUGUCGACCAUGCAUGGGAAUGAUUCAGAGGAUACACAUGCUUUAACUCCAACAUCUAAAACUGUAAUUAUUGAUAAGAAUGGUAUCAUAAAAGCUGGUGAAAAUCUUGGGAAAAUAGUCAUUUCUAUUUCAAAUAUGGAACCAUACAAUUUGAAGCAAUCGAUCACAGUUAUUGUCGAAGUCAAACCCAUUCAUUACAUGAUGAUAUCGUUGAAAUCAAUUUUGCGAAUACGCAAUGGUGAAGAGUUAAAUAUGUUGCCUAAAGGCAUGGAAUUGGAUUAUGCUCUUGAAUAUUACGAUAACGUUGGAACAAAAUUCCAUGCUGCCGAAGUCAAUGCCAAAACUAUGUUAAAUCGCGCUGACCUAGCAUCGUUCACUAUAAACGCUGAAAAUACUGUUACUGCAAAAUUCAUUGAAAAUGGAGAUCUUGUUGUAAAGGCAUACAACGAAAGAUAUCCUAAUGGGAUGUUUGAUUACGUGCAUAUGAUGAUUGGUGACAUAGUCUUUCCAACAAAGACAACGUUGACAGUAGGCGAUAUAGUUUGUUUCUCGAUGCCACUUCUGGCUUCUGACGGUGAUCCAGGUUACUGGCAAUCUUCAGCGUCUGAAAUAUUAACAGUAGAUCCUAUUACAGGAAUAGGUAGAGCGAAGAAUGUAGGCUAUGCAGUUGUGAAACACAGCCUUGCAACGCAUAUGCAAGGCGAAAUAGAAGUCAACAUACAACCUAUCGCAAAGGUAUCAAUUGUUCCAUUAAGAGGUCGAAAUAUCACCGGAACUGAAACAUUUAGCGUUCCUCUGGUACUGAAAAGUAAAGAUGAGCAAGUUAAAGAGAACAAUGUAUUAUCUAGAGGUCUGGGUGGUUGUAGGACGUUUACAUCCUUCACCCUAAAUUCGUUCCCUUACACGUGUAACAUACAAUUUGUUUCAUCGACCACGUCAAUUGGAGUGAAAGAUUUAUUCCUUGUUAAGCCACGAUUUGAUAUUACAACAGGGUUUUAUUAUUGUGAUGUAAUACCUAUGGGCUCUCCCAAUAUAAUCUCCAGUACGUUAGAGACUCGUAUGCAAAUAAAUGCACAACACAGAGACAUUGAAGCUGUACCUUUAGAAGUAACGUAUCUUCCACCUGUAUAUGUCGAUGCCAAGGAAAUUGUUUUUAUCAAUAUCCAUUCUCAAACUGUGCCAACUGCAACGCUUGAAAUUUAUGGUUUACAAUCUGUAUUGGAUCAUCUUACGAUCGAUGUACCGGAUGGAAUGACUGUAAGUGCCCGACAAUAUAUUUCAAAAUCCACGAUGCAGUACAAAUUACGUUUGAUACAUAAUCUAGAUGACAUUCAGGGACAAAAAGUAAUCGUUGCCAACGAUAUUACAAAGCAAAAUAUAUCUCUUUUCGUACGCGUGACGAAAUACGAAAAUUUCAUACCAUUGUCUGGAAUUCAUUGGGUGGAUUAUAUGUAUUUUCACCGUUACACGUUUGGAACACUUGCUGUUCUCGUAAUUACAUGCUUCUAUGUGUGGAAGAACAAAAUGGCAAAUAUCGACUUAAAUGUUAAAAAUAGAACAGUUUUUGCUGACAAAUGCCCACCGCAAUUAAAAAAGACUAGUACCCCGUGUUCAACUAUUUUAAACAGUACAAAUAUGUUUACUCCUCGGAGUCCGAUUACACCGAUAAGACCAUUCUCGGCAUUCGAUCCGGUUUAUGGCGAUCCUCGCAGUUUUUACUCGGCAAGCAAACGAAAUAGAUCAAUGAACACCUAAUGACUGUAACAGUAAGAACAAAUGACAUUUUCAACAUAAAGGUACAUUGUACUUACAACGAAACUACAUCGUAUUAACUAAAUUUGUUUGCAAACAAACAUUCGAUUGUCAGAAACUGGUGCCUUAUUACCACAAACUCAUUUUUAUUAAGAAAUUAAUUACUCCUAGAAGGUAAGGAUUUUUUAUGUUGUUUUUUUUAUAGCGAUGAUAUAUCGGUCGAUAUUAAGUUACGAGCAUAUAAAAUUAUGUAUAUUCUGUAAUAUAGAACUUAAUUUUAUGAUUGAUUGAAAGGUCCACAGAGGUGUCUGAUGCAAAUGUAUUUCAAGGUUAUGUUGGUUGUAUUUAAUUUAUAAAAUUGAGGUAUAUGGUUCCUAGUCAUAUAGCUGAUAAUUUACGUAAUUAACGUAAUAACACGAUUAAUUAUUUGAUACGCAUCUUGUAUAACAAUGGAAGAACUACUACAGUAAUUUUUACACUCUUUAUUGACUGUGUGACAAAGUUAAAAUGUUUUGUAGCGUAGAGGUAUAAUGUACGUAAUAUUUCUACAUAUUGAAUUACUUUAUAAUUUUUAUAUUCUUUAAAUAUAAUUUGCUUUGACGAUUAAAUAAUUUCUCGUA
Messenger RNA from Colletes gigas, 6353 nucleotides. It is a transcript of the gene Gp210, whose product is annotated as nuclear pore membrane glycoprotein 210. The record is from RefSeq and is a predicted model, not a curated record. The transcript has 12 exons. Gene Ontology annotation, cellular component: nuclear pore. The annotation marks the transcript as partial. NCBI's taxonomy places the organism in Eukaryota, Metazoa, Arthropoda, Insecta, Hymenoptera, Colletidae.